Molecule: messenger RNA, 1276 nt
Organism: Chenopodium quinoa (quinoa)
Lineage: Eukaryota; Viridiplantae; Streptophyta; Magnoliopsida; Caryophyllales; Amaranthaceae
Exons: 2
Coding region: 384-1175 (263 amino acids)
Source: RefSeq, a predicted model, not a curated record
CUGGUUGAGAUGGUUGGGAUGACUCCAACGAACCAGAACUUUUUGAUUGGUUAUGCAGUUAUGAAGGAUGAGACGGUUGCGAGUUACCGUUGGGUGUUGGAGAAGUUGAGAAAUUACAUCGGCCCAAGUGUUCAGCCAUCGGCCAUCGUCAGCGAUUGUGAGGGAGGUCUCUUUGCCCCUAUAGCGGAGCUGUUUCCGGAGUCGAGCCAUUUACUGUGCACAUGGCACAUCAACAAAUGCGUGAAAGUCAAAGCCUACAACCUUUUCAACAAGAACUUAGAUUCAGCAGAGAGAUUGGUAAAUGGUAAGUGGCGGAAGAUCCUGCAAGCUACCACGGAGGCAGAGUACGACCGAGCCUUGGAUAACUUCAAGGAUGCAUACCAAUGGUGCCCGGCAAUCGUAGACUAUGUGAUGCAGCAGUGGGUGCCUCAGAGGGAAAAGUUUGUCAAAUAUUGGACAAACCAAGUUCUUCAUUUAUCGCCACGUGCCGUGGUCGUACAUCGUCAUCAAGUGGUAGUCAAACAUCUUCGUCGGUGAAUAUGCCCGGCACCGGCAGAAUGGACAUUGAACAUUUUCCAUAUAAAGACAGGAUCCCUAACAUCAUGAUGCCGUUCCUGGACGGGUGGAAUGAUGUGGUUGCAGAUGGUAACUGUGGAUUUCGGGUUGUGGCUGAUGUGUUUCAGAUGGGUGAAGACAACUACGGUUUAGUGCGUCAGUUGAUGUACAGUGAAAUCGCCUCAAACCGAGCUGUUUAUCGCCACGUGUACGGACAGGACUUGGAUAGGUCUCUGCAGCGUAUCCGGUGGGGAGGAGGACGUUGCGGUCAAAAUCAUUGGUUCGACGCGCCCCUUGAUCUCUUCGCCGUUGCAAACAUCUACAAGUGUGCAGUGAUGCAUUUCGGCCUUGGUUUGCAUGGUCGAGCUUACUAUCCGUGUACCACGGUUCUGCCUUGGUGUUCGCGUGAGACCGUCACCAGACCGGUAAGAGAGGUUGCUAUUGGAUUUCUGGGGCCGUCAUACAGACAUUUCAUCCGACUGGACCUGUCACCCGAUUUUCCGGUCCCACCGAUUAUACCAACGUGGUACACCAUUCGUACAGCAAGCGUAGAGGGCUGGGAUGCGUUAUAUCAUGACCGGGUGCAGCAGUGGAACAAUCUAGUUGCCUUUUCUAUGUGACCUAAUAUUGCUAUUGCUAUGUUUUUCCCAUUUAUUUAAUUUUCGGAUUCUAAUUUUCGUAUUUAGUUUUCCCAUUUAAAUGUGAACCUGUAUUUAGUUUU